AAGGUGACCAUUCCAUGGCAGACUUCGUCGGUCCGCUGGAACUGGCUCCGAGCCGAGUAGAUUCGGAUGGCAUUGGCCUCUUCAUCACCAGAGACGCGAAAAGAGGGGAGCUUCUUCUCGUUAGCAAUCCCAGCUGGGACAACCUUCAUCUUACUCGAGAGUGGGGUGACAAGAUCACAAUGCUGGUGAGAGCCUGCGCCGGAUCAUCACGGACUCGAUCGAGAAUGGUCGCAAUGGGGGAAGAAGUUGCACGCAUCGACGCUUUCAGGCCAAACUCACGAAUCAAAGUGACUGAAGAGCUCCAAAUCUCCUUGAUCGAGGAGGUAGCGCACAACCAUGCCGACUGCACGCUGCCGUUCUGUAUCAAUCACUCGUGCACACCGAACGUCUACUGGUGCCAUCGCGGCGGUAUCAUCCUCGUCCUUGCCUCGCGCGACUUGGAGGCUGGGGAGGAGCUGCUCAAGUCCUACUACAACUGCUCGCUGCGCCUGGGUUCUUGCCUCUCGAUCGGCCUCCACUGCGAGAGAUGCUUGCUCCAGUCGAGGCCACCGCUGGAUGGAAUCGCCGCGAGAUAUCAGGCCGAGAAUCGAUCCGAGGAGGGUGGCGGCGCCAACUUUAAGCUGGUGGAGCUCGUCUCGGAACUGGAGAGGGAGAUGAGAAAGAUGGAGCUGAGCGAGGAGGAGACAAUGCAGCUGCGGUGUGCGUAUUUCCGGGGCUACGCUACGUACUACGCAAGGUGGAAAAGCCAUGGCCGGGACGAGCUUCCAGAGAUGCCGGAGCCAGUGCUCGUCUUCGGGGCCAUGCACAGGUUUGCAUCGGGGGAUGGCAACGCGCUGCGCGUCAUGUUUGGUUUCCACAGCUUGAUCCACGGCGAGCUCUCCCCUUGCGACGAUGAAAGAGUGCGGCAGUGGAUGCUUGAGCUAAGCGUUUCCAGCGCCGGGAGUGCCUGGGAGGCAGCCUGGGAGAGCGUGGUGGCUAGGAGAGACGAGUGUGAGAAGCUGUGCCUCAGCGGCGUCCCGGCACCUCCGUGGGAGAACUUGAGACGAUGAGAUGGGAGAGGCAUGGAGAGAACACAGAUCUCCAGCUCCACUUCGCCUCGCUUGGAGUGAGUAACUUGAGACGAUGAGUGAAACACAGGAAAAGAGAUGGCUUCGUCGCUUUGCUAACAUAUAAUUCUGUAAGCUAUUCACAGUC
Selaginella moellendorffii is the source of this 1194-nucleotide messenger RNA. RefSeq lists its product as uncharacterized. The record is from RefSeq and is a predicted model, not a curated record. NCBI's taxonomy places the organism in Eukaryota, Viridiplantae, Streptophyta, Lycopodiopsida, Selaginellales, Selaginellaceae. Bases 15 to 1049 code for a protein of 344 amino acids. Gene Ontology annotation, molecular function: protein binding. The transcript has 3 exons.